Molecule: messenger RNA, 1064 nt
Organism: Triticum dicoccoides
Lineage: Eukaryota; Viridiplantae; Streptophyta; Magnoliopsida; Poales; Poaceae
Exons: 2
Coding region: 1-603 (200 amino acids)
Source: RefSeq, a predicted model, not a curated record
AUGGCCGCCGUGACGUUCGAAGAGGAGGUCUCCAGGCUGGCUGCCGGCGCAGCGGCCGUCUCGCCGGCGCUGGUGAGGACGGCCGUGGGGGCACUGGCACGCAGCAGCGCCGCCCGCGCCGCUGCCGAUGCCCUGUUCCAUCUCUUCGCCGGCACCAUAAGCGUCGUCUUCGUCGCAACAUUCCUCUACCUCGUCGUGUUCCGGGCCUGCGUCGGGAACUGCGCCGUGGCCUCGGUAGUUUGGGAGAUCUUGGUUUAUUCUGGUUUGCUCUCCCUGCUACUCAUGGUGCCAGCGAUGGUGCUCUUCUUCCUGCGCGCCGCCGGCAGCGGCACCGAGGUCAAGGAUGAUGUGGAUGGUCGCGUCCGUCGGUGGCCGCUAAUCUGGGACGCGGCUGUGGCGUUCUUCCACCUGGCGGCCUUUGUGGGACUCAUUGGUCUCGUUCUUCUAAUCUGUGGCAGGUUUCAAGAGGUUUCUUACCUUCUCCGCACUGCGGCUGUGCUGUGCAAGCUCCUACUCACCGCGCUCUUCUCCAUCCGUGCUGCUGUGGCGCUGUGGAGGAUGAAUCCUCAGCAGCCGGCUGCAGUUGCUGUUGCGGUAGUGUGAUGAGUGUACGGAGAGUAGUAAUCUAUCUAGUAACUAGUGCGUACUGAUGCAGUCAGUCACUAUGCUUCUUUGGUUACUCUGAACUCUCUGAAGUACCGAACCUAUCCCUAAGUAACACAGGUCCAUUGUUUACCUAUGCCCAUAUGCGUGUCAGCGAUCAAGUGCCUCCUGGCGAACCGGUGACGCGGGAAGCAGCAGUCCAAGUUCCAGCCAGGCCUCGUCGCAAGCCUCAGCGGCCCGCUAGGCUUGCUGGGCCUGAGUGGGUCUAGUCCUCUGUAACGGGUACAUAUACUGGUGUGUGUGCGUGAGUAGGGGGAGGCUGGCAGAACGGCUAGAAGCCGGGGCAUGGCAAGCGUGUGUGGCUCAGGAACUCGAUCCCCUCCUCCUCUAUUCCCCAAUUUGUAAUCCGAAUGCUUGAAUUCCGCCAUGAUUGAUGAUUAGAGAGAGUAGUGUUGACAAUC